AUGGAGACUCCCCCACCAAUACCAUAUCGUUCACGACAACAUUCUCGUCGAAAAUCUCUAUCAGGUCCUUCGGCGCAUUCCUCAAAUCGCAUAUCAGUACAACCUGCAUCGCCAGAGGUUAUAUCUUCCUUGAUUACAUCUCUCUCCAUCAUAUCCUCUCCCGCGAACGAUCUUUUCGAGAAUCACUCAAACUCGGGUUCACCAUCUGCGUCGACGAUCUCCUUCUCCCAUCCGGACUUACGACCAUCAUAUACUAGGACAAGUUCGGGAGGAAGUUUUGGUAUAGAUUACGGAGCAUUCAGGCAACCUUCAUUGCGCAAACUUAUUGAGGAAGAAUCGCUUGAUGAAUUGGCUGCGAGCCCUCCAGUUGUUAAAACUUCGAAACCUCCAUCAGGAUAUUCUCCGUUAACUGCACCCAAAUCACCAGCGACAGAUUCUAGAUCCAACUCCCUUAAAAACUUUCUGCGCCGACCGGGUUCGAAAGGUUCACAAGGAUCAAAAGAAAAAGAUGAUUCGAGCACAAUCGGGAGUUUAUCAAUAGAGCCGGGUUACGCUCCGAUACAGAAAUUGGAAAGGAAAAGGUCAACGGAUAGUUGGGAUAAAAAGCAGGGUAGAAAUAAUAAAGGAUUGAUGUAUAUGAGUUCAAAGGAAAGACUCAGAGAGAACGCAUCGGAAAAGACACGAAAUUUCAAAGGCCUUGGGCUCGAUCGUCUGGCCAUGCCUAGUCUUGAUCAACCAACUUUCAUGGCUGAAACUCCCAUUACCGAGGAACCUCCCUCAUUAGGCAAACACCCCAUUCUCACACUCGACACUACAAAAGCACCCCCAAUUCCUCGCCGUUGGUCUCCAUCGCUGGCGAAUAGUCCCGGCGGAAUUGGAUCAGGUAGAUUUAUACCUGCACGAGAUUCAUCUCUUCGAAAACCGGCGGCUCAAACGAAGAAACGCGAUUCAAAAUUAGCAAGUAGACGAAGUGAUAUGGAUCGUGAGAAGGAGAAGGAUGUUAUUAACGAGCAUGAUGAAGCUCAGAGUAGGGCAAGCUCUGAAUCUGGGGAAUCCACAAAUAUGAAGGUGCCUAUUGAGGUGUUCCAACCCCCUUCAACCAUAUCUACAGCGCCAGGUAACAAACAACCUGAGGAUUUUGCACAGAACAAUGAGCAUCCACUUGUUGAGGAUGAUCUUGAUUGUGCUCCUGCGCCUGUUAUUACUCAAAGAAGAUCACAAACCAACCCAAGUCCCACCAAAAACAAGAGAUCAUCUAGUCAGAAAAGACAAUCUGGUGGGAUGUCACCUGAACCGCCAGAGCUAAAGGUAAAGCGAAGUAGUUCGCGACUCAAGCGACUAUCCGGUCCUCUAAGUCCUGCCAAUUUGGACUAUGAUACCUCUAAAAAGAAUCCUUCUAGACCUAGCUCUAGAGUUGUUUCUCCCGAACAAUCGAGGCCUGCUUCUGUUUUUAAUGAUCCUCGCCCUAGUAGUGCAGAUUCUAUUGAUGAUGCUGUUACAACUUAUCUCGCAUCUCCACGCUUAUCGCAAAAGAUCAGACACCCAACAAGCGGCCGAACUAUUUCAUUCUCAGAAGUAGGUGAUCCAGAGGGCUCAGCAGUGUUCUGUUGCGUUGGGAUGGGUCUGACAAGAUAUAUCACCGCUUUUUACGAUGAGCUUGCCCUAGCGCUAAAGUUACGACUGAUCACACCGGAUAGACCAGGAGUUGGGCAAAGUGAGCCAUACACUGAUGGUACAGCGACUCCGCUGAGCUGGCCUGAUGAUGUAUACGCAAUAUGUCAAGCUUUGAGGAUAACAAAGUUCUCCAUACUCGCACAUUCAGCUGGUGCAAUAUACGCUCUCGCAACAGCAUUGCGUAUGCCACAGCAUAUUCGCGGUCGCAUUCAUCUUCUUGCCCCUUGGAUUCCCCCUUCACAGUUGACAACAUUUGGUACACAGACAGUAUCGCCACCUGCGAACUCCAUACCUACGUCUCAGCGUAUACUUCGCGCUCUUCCGACCACAAUUCUCAAGGUUGCAAAUUCUAGUUUCAUGAGUGCCACCAGUAGCUCGGUCACAAGCAGCCUUCCAAAACAAAAGAGAACUAAGCGCAAGUCAGCAUCUACCACUCGAGAUACACCGACGCCGAGUGGCAGAAACAACGUACUUACCCCAGGUCUAGAUAAGGAGAAUCAAAAGUUUGAUCCAUCGAGAAGACCAGAAUCUACUGUACCGGGAUCAAUGGAGCAAGCAGCAUCAGAUCCGAAUGAUCCGAAUCAUGAUGCCGCGAUAUUAGCAGUGGCUGCGAGUACAUUAGCCGACAAAGAAAGACAAAUGGCCUAUGAUACACGUCUGACGCAUGCUAUAUGGGAUCUAGCAACUGUCGGCGCAAAUCCAGCUGUGGAUUUACUGGUAUGCCUGGAGAGAAGGCAUACUAUUGGAUUUCGUUAUGUAGAUAUCACACGUUCUACAGUCAUUCAUCAUGGAAGUAAAGAUACGAGAGUCCCUGUUGAAAACGUCCGAUGGUUGGGCAAAACAAUGAAAAGAUGUGAAGUCAGAGUCUUGGAAGGAGAGGGACAUGGAUUAAUGGCCUCGGCUACAGUGAUGGGUGGUGUCCUUAUGGAAAUCGCACGAGAAUGGGAGGAUUGGAUUGAGAUCACGGGGUCUAUGAAAGGUGAUGGAGGGAAAAGAACUCUGAGAGAAAGAGCGAGUGUGGGUGCUUUUAAAUGA
Molecule: messenger RNA, 2709 nt
Organism: Botrytis byssoidea
Lineage: Eukaryota; Fungi; Ascomycota; Leotiomycetes; Helotiales; Sclerotiniaceae
Exons: 2
Coding region: 1-2709 (902 amino acids)
Source: RefSeq, a predicted model, not a curated record